Messenger RNA from Cicer arietinum (chickpea), 1838 nucleotides. RefSeq lists its product as uncharacterized. NCBI's taxonomy places the organism in Eukaryota, Viridiplantae, Streptophyta, Magnoliopsida, Fabales, Fabaceae. The record is from RefSeq and is a predicted model, not a curated record.
UAAUCCAAAACGCUCUUGUACGAAACAAACACUAACCAAAAACCAAAACCCAUUUUUGAAAAAAAAAAACCUUUUUUCUUUUUUCAACCACCGCCGGAGAAAUGAACAUUCCGGCGAGUUUAACUUCAUCGUCGAUGAACAAUGCUCGUCUCUCCGAUCACCGUCGUCACGUCUUCCACGAAACUUCACAGCUUCAAAUCAUUACUUCCUUAGCUUAGAAGAAUCUAACACACGUAUAUAUACAUAAAUAGAUAUAAUUUAUUUUCUUCUUUUUUUUUCUCCUUUUUUUCUCUUUACCUUUGUGAAGAACAUGCGAAACCUGUGAGUGAGUCAUUGACUGGUUUUAGAGGAAGAUGAAUGUGUGUUGACUAUAGCUUGUAAUUUUGACUCGUUGAACAAAAGGUGAAAUUGCUCCUAAAAAAGUAGCAUAGAGAGAGAGAGAGAGAGAGAGAUUGCAUUUUUUUUGUUGUUGAAAUUUUGUUAUGGCUCCAUUGAAGAUCCAACCUAUUGACAUAGAUUCAGAGAAAGUGAAGGAAGUUCUUCGAAACGAACCAGUAUCGAAGUGGAGGUUGAGAAGGUUCUUCGCUUUUGAGAAACAGUUUCCGAAGAACAACAAAGAUGGAGGUGGUGGUGGUGGAGGAAUUGCUGAGUUGGAACCUAGCUCUGUUUGUUUAGCGAAAAUGGUUCAGAGUUUCAUGGAGGAGCAACCGCAACCUCAACCCCCGCCGUCUCGUAACCGCUGUAAUUGCUUCAACGUUAAUAGCUCCGACGAGGACGAUUUCGAUUUCUUCGGUACUACUGAAUCAGUAAUCGAUUCCACUGACUCGCUCAAGAGUUUGAUUCCUUGUGUAAGUGUUGAAGAGAAGAAUCUGUUAGCCGAUGCGGCGAGGAUUGUUGAAAAGAACGGUAAAAUUUACAAAAGAAAAGACGAUUUGAUAAAGAUCGUUGCUGAAGGUCUUUCAUCUUUAGGUUACGAUUCUUCAAUUUGCAAAUCUAAAUGGGAGAAAACUUGUUCUUCACCAGCUGGUGAAUAUCAAUUUAUUGAUGCGAUUGUGGAAGGUGAAACGUUGAUUAUAGAUAUUGAUUUUCGAUCGGAGUUUGAGAUCGCGCGAUCUACGGGAAACUAUAAAGCGAUUCUUCAAUCGCUACCGUACAUCUUUGUCGGAAAACAGGACCGGCUGAAACAGAUCGUAUCCGUCGUAUCGGAAGCGGCGAAGCAGAGUUUGAAGAAGAAAGGGAUGCACGUUCCGCCGUGGAGGAAACGCGAUUACAUGCUUGCUAAGUGGAUCUCUCCUUCCGCCGUUAGGUCAAAGCAGGUUACCGAUGUGGCGAAGGAAACACCGUCGUCGGAGGCGGAGAGUGAUUCCGGUGAAUUGGAGUUGAUUUUUGGUGAGGAGAAAGCGUCGGAGACAGUGAGUCCAGCGUGGCAGUUACCGGCGGUGAAACCGAAGAGUGUUGAAAGAGGGACGAAGGUUGUGACCGGAUUAGCCUCUCUCCUCAAGGAUAAACCAUAGAACAAAAAUUUUGUUCAGUGUUUUUUUAUUAUUAUUUUCUUUUUUUGGAUCAUGGAUUAAAAAAUUAAAAAUAUAAAGAGAAAAUUUCGGAUAAGGCUUAAGGCUUUUUUCUUUAAUUUUAAUUUUUUUUGGAAUAUUUUUGUUUUUGCUUUCCUUGUUUUUUUGUUUACAAGGAAAAAUCUCUGUAAGAAGCAACUUUUUCUUUUUUUUCCUUUUCUUUUGGCUUUUUGGACACGAUUUGUAAGAAGGUACUACUAUAUUCGGUGUAAUAAAAAUAAAAUAGCUCAAAAUAAAAAUAGUGCUAUCAUAAUGAUUAUAUCUAAA